Molecule: messenger RNA, 7088 nt
Organism: Limulus polyphemus (Atlantic horseshoe crab)
Lineage: Eukaryota; Metazoa; Arthropoda; Merostomata; Xiphosura; Limulidae
Exons: 4
Coding region: 811-3018 (735 amino acids)
Biological process (GO): regulation of transcription by RNA polymerase II
Molecular function (GO): RNA polymerase II cis-regulatory region sequence-specific DNA binding; DNA-binding transcription factor activity
Source: RefSeq, a predicted model, not a curated record
ACGUCUACGUAGGUGGGUUGCUAAAUUUAAAAGACCUCGUGCUCUGUGAUAAGUUAAACAACUAAAUUGAUGAUACCAUCAGCGGAAUGUUACUGAGUAAGACUGUCCGGGGAUGUUUCACAAACAAGUUCGAAUAUAUCGAGUUAUAUUAAAGCGACUAACGGCUGUAAACACCAGCUAAGCUCGCGCACAUGCAGAAGGGAGGCAUGGUAUUCGACCACGUGACUCUAGCUGGCUGUGGGUGGAUAGACUCGGAAGUGAUGAUGUUGAGCACAGCUGAUCGUCCUGCAGCUAUUGUUCAAUGCAUAUAUUUUGACAAGCUCCAGAUAGCUACGGUAUUUUUCGGCGCCACUGGCAGGAACUUCUCCCCGGCAAGUUGGGCGUAGGAGGGCGGCUUUGAUAUAAGGGACUGUCGCCGUGCAACAGGUUGUAGAACGUUGCUCCGCGCGUUCGUUAAGGUAUCGUGUUGAAGAAGAUAACCCAACGUCUCUCUUCGUUAAACUCACCGCACGGAACGGCUAUAGACUGAGGAGUUUCGAAAACUGACAGCUUCAACCGUUAGAACAUACAAAAUUUGUUAGAAGAAGAUAAAAAUUCAAGUGUUGGAUUCACUGUGAAAAAUAAAAGCAGGAAUUAUUGGACUGAGUCCUUCACUGUUAAGUUAUCUAUCACUGAAUGUUGAUUGGUGAGAAUAACGUGGGAGAAUAACCAUCUUAUCAAGAAAAUCCUGAGAAUUUGUCAUAAAAAAUUAGAUUAGAAUCGUUGACUGGUCUGCCUCUGAAUGGAUGAUGACCAGUGUCCAGAUGUAGUAUGGCUGAACAGAGCCUAACAAUGACCACUAGUACUGAAGAAGAUGGUGCAAAGUCGGUUGAUGUUGCCAACACUCGCAAAAGAAAACGCUUAAGCGCUGUUGUGGACAAACUCGCUACUCAAAUCGAGAAGAGAAAUACUGAGGGCAUUCCUGAAGAGACAAUUUCAAGCAGUCAAGAAAGAACAGUUGAAGAAAAACCGCAAGAGGAGAAAUUUUGUUUGGUGCCUGCUAGACAUAUUAAAGUCCCUAAAGCACCUCAGAAGCAACUUUCAGUUGAUUCUGAUAUCAGUUUAACAGCUCAAGCAAAACUUGAUUUGGGAGAGGUAGAAGAAGACUUAUCUGAGCAUAUAGAUACAGUUCCAGUUAGCAUGCCUCCAACUAUAGAACACAUUUUCGAAUCUCCGUCUUUCGAGUCUCAAUCUCGCCAGAGAUCGCCACGAUCGCCUAUGUUUCGAGUACCAACUCCUGUCUAUUCAGACGUGUCAAUUCCUUUAGACAGUUCAUACCAUUACGACUCUAGCAGGAAGCCAUUGUUCCAGCGGACCUCUGAAGACACCGAUCUCGGAGAAAAGAUAGAUGAGAAAUCGCCUUCUUGCAUCUUCACUCCUCCAGCUUCAGGGGGCAGUCGCGAGGACAGUGAAUCUCGCUCCACGGAGCAAGAACUUCCACUCAGUCCAGGACCUGAAGGAGAGAGAACUGAUGAUCCGUUUCUUGGAGAUACAAUCUCCACUUUCAACCUUGAGGAAGGGGCACCUAAACAAUUUUUGUCACCUUAUCUACACCCUCCUCCUGUAACUACACCUCAAGGUGUACUUGGUAUGGUUGAUGGAGCAGUUCGGCCAAAGGUACCACUAGUUGAGAGUCCCAUUCCCACCUUCCCCAUCUGCAAUUGUCACCACUGCAAAACCCUAGCUGGGCGUACUAGUGGGAGAUUUGGACAUCAUUUGUCUUUUGGCUUGUCGUGGGAUGAACCAGGACACCAGGGGUCACUACUUGAGGCAGUAAAAAUGCUUCCUAGUUCACCUAUAUCACCUCUUACCCCCAUCUCACCAUUUACGUCUGGUUAUGAAACCUUUUUUCAGCCAAAAUAUUUACCAGAACUUUACCGUCGGCGAAGUCAUUCUGACAGUGACCUUCAGCAAUGGCUAGAAGGUAGCACAGAACAAAAGCAAUCUAUGAUGGCCCCUCCUCCGCACCUUCAAGAGGCAGUACACGGUACUGUGAUACGACAUGGUCGCCUUGUUCCGAAGCCAUUAAAAAUACCUAACAUACAGAAGAGCGGAAGCUUGGAAUCAGACCAAUCAACACCACAGGACUCGCCAUUAGACCUGUCGAUGAAGACACGCAGUCCAAGACCAAUGCUCAUACCAGAGAAGCCACUUGGCGGUGCUAUACCAGAAACCGUGUCGAAAACGUAUGUACCCUUGUCUCCCGGUACUUAUACUAGUGAACACGAGGUUAGUCCCCAUGGCUCUCAUUCUUUUACCAUGUUUGACAUGACACACCCAGUUAGUGCUGGAGUAGGAACUCGGGGGUUUCUUACUCUCAAGACAGAGUUAGGGUCACACUUUGGUACGCCAACGUCUCCAGUGGUUACAGAAAGUGGUCUGUUAAGACGAGAUAGUCCAGUAGUGAGAUACAAUUUAGAGGUAGAGGGAGCUACAGGUCAAGAAGUUGCAUACGUGUGUCCCAUUUGUAGUCAGAUGUUUUCGCUACAUGACAGACUAGCCAAACAUAUAGCGUCGAGGCACCGAAGUAGGCAGAACGAAACCGUUUCGAAAACCUACGCAUGUGAGGUUUGUAAGCGCUCUUUUGCUCGAAGUGACAUGCUUACCCGCCACAUGCGGCUACACACGGGAGUGAAACCCUACACUUGCAGGGUGUGUGGCCAGGUUUUCAGCAGAAGUGACCACCUGAGUACACAUCAGCGUACCCACACAGGAGAGAAACCGUAUAAAUGUCCACAGUGUCCCUACGCUGCUUGCAGAAGGGACAUGAUUACGCGCCACAUGAGAACGCAUGCGCGCUACGAGCUUCCAGACAGCAGCUCUAGCGUUGAAGAUGUCAGUGAAUCACCUCGAGAAAAAUCACCCAGAGAGAAAGUGAUCGUAGAAGAGUUUGGGUCAUCUUCACCCACGCAGAAGAUGAGUGCCUUAACCGUUAGGAGUCCAACGACGCCAUCUAGUGGGUCCCCUGGAAAAGAAUGACCACAGACGUAUGUUUAGGUACACGAAAUUCUUGAAUUGCUGAUAACAAGAUGCUGUUAGAUAUACGUCAUUCAUUACUUCAUGUGAACGACGAUAUCGACCACGUGGUUUUUGGUGUUUCAGCCACCUGUUCCUCCCCCUUUCCAUGAAUUGUUUCACUUUUUGUCGGAUGAGAAUCUGUGUAUCACUCUCGCGCGUAAUGACAUCACCAGUCCUCUUGUAAAAAUGUCCGAGCAGUUCUAACACAUUAUCUCUGUGGUUCUAGAGCUUCUGAUUGUCUAAUUGUUCAGAUUGUUCCAGUUGAGUUGAGUUUCGAUGCUGGCGAGCGGACACGUUAAUGUGUGAUGUACUUUUAUCUCUGGAUGAGCUUUAGAAUGAAGUCUGACUAUCUGGUCUAUCGUGAUACUGAUAAAAUAUGAGAUUUUCUUGAUCGAAUAUAGAAAUGAUGUGACUGUAUUCUUUAUAGAGGACUUCUAUCAUGGUGUUUUAAGGUGUAGUGCUGUAAAUAUCGAUUUAUAAAUGGUAAAAUGCCACAAAUCGACAAUAUUUAAUAACUAGAGUCACUAAUUCUUGGAUUUUUAUACAUAAAGCGACUCCUGGUGUUUUUCACCAACUCCACUCGUAUCCUACCAGGAAAAACAAUGGAAAUUACAACAAGUUCCGGUUACAUCUCAACAGGAAAAAAUAAUAGAAGCGACCAGCAGCACCAGUUGUAUUCCAAGAAAAAAAAGCGGAAAUGACCACUAUAAGCUCCAGUUGCAUACAAAAGGAAAAAAAUAACGCAUAAAUGAAAUGAACAGUUUCCAGGAACAAUUUUCGUAAUAAAAAUCGAAAUAUAAAAUCUACGAUUCCUUUAAGCUCAAAACUGAUGGAUUCACACAGUUCGUAAAGCAACGUGUAUGUUUCCACACUAUGUGAAUUUUAAACCUUUUACGUUACCAGUCAAAUAGUUUUUUUUUUCUAAUUUAGUAGUUUGAUGAAAAUUGUACACUAUUCUGCAUAAAUAUAUAUAUAUUUUUUACUUAUGAUUAGUAAAACGUUGUUUAAAAAAUCUUGUACUUUUAAAAGGCAUUGAAAUAUUGACGUAGAGUCGGUUAAAAAAAACUCUAUUGCUUAUUUCGUCAUGCAUCCCAGUUUUGCACUAGUCGUUGCCUCGGCAACUAUGAUAAUUAGGCUACUUUUUUAUAAUACUCAACUCAUUAAAAAAUUGACGAGAUUCCGAUAACCCCGUGAACAGCUGAUAUCGGACGCUUGUUUCAGUGAGGAUAUGUAAAAAUAGUUGUGUAGAUAUAUAUAUAUAUAUAAGUAGAAUCUUGUUUUUACCAUUAUCAGAAUUAUUGUCAUUGGUCACCGUUUGCUCACUUUUUUCGUUUGUUUAUUUUACUUGUGACAUUUUAUGUUUGGCAGCUGACUUGUGCCAAACACUUCUGCACCGUAGUACAGUUAAUUGAUAUUUUUGUUUCUUUGUGAGUUUAGUGUGCUCAUCUGGUGCUCAAGUUCUUUGUAAAUAUCAUUGUAAACACUAACUUUAAAAGAAUGCCCAUUAAUGGGUCAUUUUUUUCUUCUGCUUAUUCUGUACAAUAUUUGGAGCCUUGUGGUCACAAGUGGGCUACGCUAGAAAAAAAAAACCUGUCAUAUGGAAUAUAGGAGAAACAGAAACCAGAACAUUUUCGUGUUUGAUGCACUCUUAAGAAUAUGAACUUUUCAUUGGCAAACAGAUCUUUCAAACACUAUAUAUAUAUAUAUAUUGUAGUUUCAGGAGAGAACUUUCAAACAGAAUGUAUGUAUAUGUAUAUAUUGUAGUUUCAGGAGAAAAACUUUCAAACAAUAUAUGUUAUAUGUCGUAGUUUCAGGAGAGAAUUUUAAACAAUAUAUAUAUAUAUUUUAGUUUCAAGGCAGAAUUUUCAAAUAGUGUACAGAAUUUCGCUAAAGGUGUACAGAUUGAGCAAUUGAUUAAAUUUCAAUGCGGAAGUUUUGAAUAGAUCUUUUAAGCUACAAGCAUCUUAUUUCCGAAAUUCGGCUUAAUACACGCAUGCGUAUCUCUCAUGUUCAAUUUCUGUAACAUACUGUAAUACUUACCAUGAAAGUUUAUUAUUGUCACAAACACAUAUACAUAUAAUCUUUGUUUUAAACUGACUGUGUGAAAGAACUUAAUACAGUUUUGCUGAAGUUUCCAGAAAAACAAAAGAACAUUCCUUAAACACUGGAACGUACUUUCUGACUCGUUUUCAAAUUAAGUUCUGGGUUUUUCACUUCUAGUCUAUAUAAGUUAAAGUGUAGGUCACCACAUUAUCACUGCUGAAGUGGAAAGGCACAUUUGCCAAACACGACAAACAAUUAACACAGAAACAAGUUUUUAAAGGCUUGAAAAAAAGUCACGUAUUAUGUGACGAAACUGACGAACUUUGCUUUCCCGGUAAAACAAGUGUAAUAAGUUUAUGUGACCCAUCACAGUGAAGAGCAAAUUUUUUUACAUUGUCGUAUUAAUUAAACGCCAUAUGGAAACAUUAAUUGUAAAUAUAUAAAUAUUUCCUACACCCUCUGUUUUGUUUCGAUGCAGUAAACGUUAUGUGCAUUUUGUUCAAUGACUUUACAUCUUACGAUCUCUUUCAAUUUGGAUACAUCUCGUUUGUCAGCUGAUUCACAACCCUAAUCGUCCGAUGAAAAAAAUAAAUGGACGAGACUGUUCAUAUGUUUACACAUUAAAAUAAUUAAUACUGAAGAAAGUACUAUACACCAUUAGAUAAGAACAUGUCUUCUUUUCAUACUUGUUUGUUUGAACGUUAAAAACUGUAUUUCAAGGUCAUGCUCCACUCAAUGUUUAAUUUUAUAGAAAAUUAAAUUUGAUUCAAUAAAUAUAACUUGUAGCUAGUUUAAUAUAUCAAACUUGUUGUUUCUUUGCGUGUGUGUGUGUGUGUGUUUUUUUUUUAUUAAAAUGCUAUGACAUAGUGUACUAUCCAAUAUUUAAAACUUAAAUAUUAAUAAUAAAUAAAUCAGAGUUUAUCUAAUUUACAACAGAAGCGACAUCUGUUGGAGAAGUCAGUGUCGUAGUAUCAAUUUGAAACGAAAAUUUGAACUUGAGUAGUUUUUAUUGUUGUCGUGAAAAGGUCAGACAUUGUUAAUAAAUGUGUUUUUAUGUAUUUCAAGUCAGCACGUUCAUUACUCUAAGUUUGUAGCUUUAAACUUAAAACUAAUUAAUGAUUGUUUCCUUAGGAACUUCUAAGCAUUUCGUAUGAUGGUCACUUGCUAUUGUGAAUAAUAUUGUGAUUUUGCAGACUUUAGAUAUUUGUUUAUUUAGUAAAUAUAUAAAUGUUUUAGGUAUAUAUAUACGUUGAUGUACUGAAUUUUGUAUGUCAUUGUAUAAAUAUUUGUUUGGUGUUUUUAAACUGUGAACAAUUACACUCACCCAUGAAUUGCUCAAUCUAAAUACUUCCUUUCUGUGUACAGUUAAACUAGGUUAAAACCUCAGAAGAUAAGUAAGCCUGUGAUUGAGUGCCCAUCCUCCACCUGUUGGUCUAUUCUCUGUUUGUCCCGAUAGGUGGAGCGUCACUGUGAUGAGAUCCUCUUUUGGUGGAUGUGAUGUUACUAUUGUUGAAUUUUUAAAAUUGUUGUAUAUCGAACAUCAUGGUUAAAAGAUACCACUGUCUUUUACUGUUGCUUUCCUUGAACCUUCUCCCAAUUUCAGUUAUCCGUUCCUACACUGGAUCAUUCCCCAGUUUGGAUAAUCCGUUCUUACACUGUACCCUUCCCUUAAUUUGGAUUGUCUGUUCGUUCACUGGCCCUUUCCCAUACUCGGAAUUAUCCGAAAGUACACUGUACUCAUCCCUCAAAAUGCAUGUCUAUUCUUACACAAGACUCUUCCCUCAAUGUGGAUUAUCCGUUCGUACAUUUAAACGAGGUGUGAUACAGUUCGCCUGAAAUAUUUUAGUAUGUAAUGUAGAUUUUUUGCACAAAAAUAAUAGAACGUUCACGAUUUUCUUCGUAUUUUGUACAUGUAUUUUGUCUUUCAUUUAAAGAGAUAUAUAUAUACAUAUAUCGACAAUGGGAAUAAAACUUUUGAAACUAUUAAA